AUGGAGUCGUUUGAAAACCACUCAGGGACAGACUACCAUAAGAGGGCGACUGUUGACGCCCAAAGUUUUCUCGAUGUGAUGACAGGCAACGUGGACAGCAGCCAGAUGCAGCUCAACAAGCAAGCCAAAGAAGAGCACAAAAGCAACAAAGCCAAGCUGUGCGCGAUCGUUGAGACUGUUCUGCUAUGCGGCAGACAAGACCUGGCACUCAGGGGUGACAAAGAUUCUGGGCGGCUGACUCUGGAAGAAUCGGUCAAAUACGACGGCAAAUUCAGUGCACUGCUUCGCUACCGAGCAAACGGAGGGGACUGCACCUUGGCUGAGCACAUUCGGACAGCCGGAAACAAUGCUCUCUACACAAGCCCUACAAUCAAAAAUGAGAUCACUUCAAUAAUCGGGAACCUAAUACAAGAUAAAAUAGUGGAAGCCGUACAUAAAGCCGGAUUUUUCGCGGUGAUAGCUGAUGAAACGUCAGACGUGUCGCAAACCGAGCAAUUCUCCUUGUGCGUGAGAUACGUGGAGCCUAGCACCAUGACAAUACGAGAAGAGUUCCUUUGUUUCGUGGCCGUCGAGGAUGUUUCUGCUUCCAACUUGGCUCACACACUGAAACACGAGCUUCUAAAACUUGGGUUGAAUUUGAAGUUGAUGAGAGGUCAGGGGAUACGAUGGUGCCGCGGCUAUGAGUGGGGCAUUCCGCGGUGUGCAAGCGCUGAUUCGCGACGAAUUUCAACUGCGUUGUACAGGCACUGCUCAUCGCACUCCUUCAAUUUCUGUCUAAGUGACGCCUCGGCUGUUCAAGACAUCAAACGGGCCUUUGGCACAUUCAGCGACAUUUGCUAA
Molecule: messenger RNA, 840 nt
Organism: Ixodes scapularis (black-legged tick)
Lineage: Eukaryota; Metazoa; Arthropoda; Arachnida; Ixodida; Ixodidae
Exons: 1
Coding region: 1-840 (279 amino acids)
Source: RefSeq, a predicted model, not a curated record